AAAAAUGGAAAUGAUUAUUUGAUCUAAUGGAGUUGUGCGUAGCGUAGCUUCAAUGGUGGCAGAACAAUGUCGACUUCUUCUUCAUCUUUCCCUCGCACCAUCGUCUCCUACACUCUCUCAACGUCACUCUUCAUAGUCUUCUUCCUAUGCAGCGUCUUCCUCUUCACCCGACGCGCGCUCGAACCUUCUCUCUCUCCUUACCAAACCGACAUCCCUCUCCCCGAUCCACGCCCUCCCCCUCUCCACCUCCCUCCAAUCGAUCCUCUCCCUUCCAAAGAUGCCGACGCCGUGGAUACAAAUCCGAAGGAGGACAAAGGCGAUGAUGACGUCGUCGCGGUGAAUACAAAUCCGAAGGAUGCCGACGCCGUGAAUACAAAUCCGAAGGAGGACAAAGGCGAUGAUGACGUCGUCACCGUGAAUACAAAUCCGAAGGAGGACCAAGGCGAUUCCCGCGGCGAUGACGACGUCGUCGCGGUAAAUGCUAAGCUGAAAGCCGCGGAAGAUUCCGACGGCGCUGAACUCGCCGCGAAACCUGAUCCGAAAGAUGAAGGAGCCUCCCGCAACAACAACGAAGAGUCCGUCGUUGAGGAAAAAAAUGCUGAAUCUGCGGAGCAGCAGGCGGUAGUGGAGAAGUUGAGAGGCUGCGAUUUGUACAAGGGAUCGUGGGUGAAGGAUGAUGGUGACGAGUAUCCACUGUAUCAGGCUGGAUCGUGUCCUUAUGUAGACGAAGCUUUUGAUUGCCAGAGGAACGGGAGGCGCGAUUCCGACUAUCUCAAUUGGAGAUGGAAGCCUGACGGUUGUGACCUUCCACGGUUUAAUGCUACAGAUUUCUUAGUGAAGCUACGAGGUAAGAGUUUGAUGUUGGUUGGAGACUCGAUGAACCGUAACCAGUUUGAGUCAAUGCUUUGCGUUCUCCGAGAGGGUUUAUCUGAUAAGAGUAGGAUGUACGAGGUUCAUGGCCACAAUAUUACCAAGGGAAGAGGCUACUUUGUAUUCAAGUUUGAAGAUUACAACUGCACAGUAGAGUUUGUGAGGUCACAUUUUCUUGUGAGGGAAGGAGUUAGAGCUAAUGCUCAAGGAAAUACUAAUCCUACACUUUCGAUUGAUCGCAUUGACAAGUCAAACGCUCGAUGGAAGCGAGCCAACAUUCUUGUCUUCAACACCGGACAUUGGUGGGUUCAUGGAAAGACAGCCAGAGGGAAGAACUACUACAAAGAAGGUGACUUCAUCUACCCGAAGUUUGAUGCGACUGAAGCAUACAGAAGGGCGUUGAAGACUUGGGCAAAAUGGAUCGAUCAAAAUGUGAAUCCCCAAAAGCAGCUCGUAUUUUAUCGCGGAUACUCCUCUGCACAUUUUCGGGGAGGUGACUGGGACUCAGGAGGGUCAUGCAACGGGGAGAAGGAACCAGUAAAGAAAGGUUCAAUCCUAGAUUCCUAUCCUUUGAAAAUGAAGAUAGUGGAGGAAGCUAUUAAGGAGAUGCAAGUUCCUGUGAUUCUCCUAAACGUCACGAAGCUGACUAAUUUCCGCAAAGAUGGACAUCCUUCAAUCUACGGUAAGCCCAACAUGGAUGGUAAAAAAGUUUCGUCAAGGAAACAGGAUUGCAGCCACUGGUGUCUGCCUGGAGUUCCUGAUGUUUGGAACCAUCUCAUCUACGUGUCUUUGCUCCUUCAAGCACAGUCCUGAUAUAUAGUUUAGCUUUAUACUUUUGCCAAAUUAGAUAUGAAGAGAGAAGAGGAGAAACAAAAUGAUCUCGACUGUUAUGUUAGUGACUGCAGAUUUUGUUAAAGCUGAUAAUCUUCCUUUUUGAUGCCAAA
Messenger RNA from Raphanus sativus (radish), 1814 nucleotides. RefSeq names its product protein trichome birefringence-like 5. Gene Ontology annotation, cellular component: Golgi apparatus. The transcript is spliced from 5 exons. The record is from RefSeq and is a predicted model, not a curated record. The coding region runs from base 67 to 1683 and encodes 538 amino acids. Lineage: Eukaryota; Viridiplantae; Streptophyta; Magnoliopsida; Brassicales; Brassicaceae. Gene Ontology annotation, molecular function: O-acetyltransferase activity.